Molecule: messenger RNA, 348 nt
Organism: Rotaria sp. Silwood1
Lineage: Eukaryota; Metazoa; Rotifera; Eurotatoria; Philodinida; Philodinidae
Source: the annotation of a GenBank genome assembly
AUGUUUAAAUGGACAUACCAUCGAUUCUAUGGUGAUUCAUGGAAAAUCGAAUGUUCAACUCGAAAUGGUCAGAUGAUGACAUUGAUUGAAGUUUCUCGUGAAAUAAAUCAACGACUUACGAAGAUUUUUCUACAUGAUGAACAAGGACGACGAGUAUGUCAUGGCGACGAUAUUCGUUUUCAAAAAGAUCCACAUUGGUGUGAUCUUCUUCUCUUUGAUGAAUACUUUCAUGGAGACAAUGGUCAAGAGUUAGGUGCAAGCCAUCAAACUGGUUGGACAACUCUCAUCAUUCGUAACAUUUCGGAUAUAGCUAUGAUGAGAGUAAAGAAUAAUACUAAUGAAAAAUGA